AUGCGACCGGAAACCGUCAAAAUGGUUCGAAUACGAGGCUCCGAUGGGAGAAACGACUCCGGAUCGGUUUCACCGCCUGGAUUAGCUAUUUCUGGCGAUGAAAAAGCGAUUUUUGUGGAAAAAAUGCGCAAAAUCUAUGGAAAAGAUGGUCAGAACACAAAUACAGAGGAAUUAAAUUUAAAAAUAGAACAGCUUUGGAAUGGCCUAAAACCGUCGCAACGCGAGAAAUUCAUUGGAAAAGAGAAUAGUACAGCAAAAAGCUCAAGUCCACAUAAGAAAGAGCCGGCGCCAAUGUUAGAGAGACGGAAUAAUUGCAAGGCGAUUGCCAAGGUUUUGGAUCUGAAACCAGCCACAAAGACCGGGAAUUCCUAUAGCCAAGCGAUCAAAGGACGAAUGAAGUCGUGGCGCAAAGAGGGACAUAUGAUUAACUCCAGAAUUUGCCCUCCAUCACCACCACGAUGCACCGCCCAUCAACAACAACAACAACAACCAUCAUCAUCAUCGUCUUCCAGCCAAAUCCAAUCUGAAAUUCCAUUUUUAAUCGUCAAAACCGACCCAAAACAGCCAGAAAACGGUCCGGAAUUUGAAUUUCGCGUGUUGGAAGCCCCUAAAUCAGUGGAAACGCCCAAAAUUAUACAGAAAUUGGUGGAAAAAGCGACGAAUUGUCCUCCGAAACGAAUCCUGAAAACGGCAAUUCAAUCAGCGUCUCGAAAACCGCAGAUUUCGACGAAAAAAGUCUUAAAAUCGCGGGUUUUUCCGAUUGCUCAGCCUUGUUAUCAGUUGAGUUAUGAUGAUGCGUGUCGAGAGUACUAUCACACGCUGUCACACUCGUUUUUGAAGGAUUCUGAUUUUCCCGCCAACGAUUCGCUGCUACCCGUCUACGCGGACAUUGUACAAGGAUUUCAACCGAUUCGAGAGUACAAAUUUGGGAAUCUUCUUUAG
This is a messenger RNA of Caenorhabditis briggsae, 942 nucleotides long. Lineage: Eukaryota; Metazoa; Nematoda; Chromadorea; Rhabditida; Rhabditidae. The record is from RefSeq and is a predicted model, not a curated record. The transcript has 7 exons. Bases 1 to 942 code for a protein of 313 amino acids.